Messenger RNA from Mytilinidion resinicola, 554 nucleotides. RefSeq lists its product as uncharacterized. The record is from RefSeq and is a predicted model, not a curated record. Lineage: Eukaryota; Fungi; Ascomycota; Dothideomycetes; Mytilinidiales; Mytilinidiaceae. The transcript has 2 exons. The coding region runs from base 88 to 408 and encodes 106 amino acids.
CGAAAUGACCGACGUGCAGCAACAACGUGUGGCUGUCCAAGCGCUACUUGAAAACCACAAGUUCGUCUUCUCUGAGGACUAAACACGAUGCGAUGCUCCACCCACGAGCUUCUACUUUGCAUCUGCAGUAUUUCUAGGGGUUCCGUCACAAGAUACGAAAACUGUAGUUUCGCGAUCUACUCUAACGAUUCCCCUCUGCUCUGGAGGCUCCAUCGGUGGGCUUCUAGAGACUUUGCUUAUUCUUACCUAUUUCCUUCGCAUUCAAAUUCUUGUAUACUUCGAAGCGGUGUGAAGGCGCCUUCAUAUACCAACUUCUUUUAUAUUCCCCAACUCCCCCCUUUCGAAGGAUCUUUUUUUCAAGCGCUUCUUUUGGGUGUUCCUUACUUGCGAAGUUGGUUGUUGGGUUAGGUCGGGUUGGUGUUUGUUUACUGCUAUCUGGGGUGAGAAUGAUAGUACCUCGUCAUUGCAUGCAUUUUGUUCAAAUUGCCAGAUUGGUUGCUUGAUUUGAUUGGCUUUUAGCGAUGCUAUGGCGAAUUUGAUUUGAUGAAUUGGAA